UACUGCAAUGAAUCUCAGCCGAGCAGCAUUGAUACACGACUUUGUUUAUUAAUAACUGCUUUCAAGCAUUAGAAUGGAAUCUUUUACAUCACCGAGAUGCUUUCUUAUUGGGAUGCUAGUUGCGAUUAGCAUUUUCGCCAUUGGGUUCCAUAUUGUAACAGCGCAACAAGAAAAGUCAGACAAUGAGAUCGAUAAUGACAACGAGAAAGGUGAUAGCAAUGGCAACUAUUAUAACAACUUGAAAAUCGUAAAACGAGAAGAAUGGGAAGCUUUGGAACCUAAGAAACCACCAAAAAAACUUCAAGUAUUGCCAGCACCAUUCGUAAUAAUCAGUCAAACUAACACACAGGCGUGUAGACUAAGAACAAAAUGUGUUAAAAGCGUUCGCAAUUUGCAAAUCUCUGCUCUGACGUCAGCAUUACAAGAUGAUAUUUCGUUUAAUUUUCUUGUUGGCGGCGACGGUCGAAUUUACGAGGGUCGAGGCUGGGACGUCGAGGGUCAACAUACUGUAUCCCAUACUAACAGAAGCAUCAGGUUAGCCUUCAUCGGGCAGUUUGAAACUGAUGAUCCAGCCGAGCCACAGGUUAGCGCAGCAAUAAAACUCAUAGAGUAUGGUGUUAAAAAUCGCAAGAUAAGCGAGGAUUACCACGUGAAAGCUUUAAAACAAGUAAAUUAUUUUAAUGAAAAUCCAGGCGAUAACCUUUACAAGAUCAUCAAGAAUUGGGAACAUUGGGAUCCCUCAAGCUUGGGUAACGAAAGCACCAAUGUAACCGAUUAUUCAGAUAAGAAAUUUCGAGAAAACUCUAUGUAUGGAUGGGAUUGCAAACCGGUAGUUACGACCACGUUUCGAAGUGGUUCUCGAUUAAUGCAAGGGCCAAGAGUUUCAUGCGUAAUGCGAGAAAUUAAACCUAACCAGAGUCAUGUACCCAAUUUUGUUCAACGUCCUAAUUAUUUUCCUAAGUACGGUAAUUAGUAAUAGGAAACAAAUAGCAUUAGUUUUAUAUAAAUACGUCUAAUAUGUAGAAUGACCUUUAUAGUAAUUGGAUAUUCAUGCCGUACAGACCAAUUGAAUAUGCAUAUUCAAUUAAUACAGAAGUUAUUCAUUGAAAUCUUUAACAAUAAUGUGCAACCUUUUUAGAAUUACUGUAUUAUUUGGUCGUAGUAGGUACGCAUGGAACUAUCUGUAAUGUACAUGAUAUUAAUAUAUUAAUAAAAUUAUUAUUUUUUCGGAGAAA
Nasonia vitripennis (jewel wasp) is the source of this 1235-nucleotide messenger RNA. RefSeq names its product peptidoglycan-recognition protein. The record is from RefSeq and is marked validated. Gene Ontology annotation, molecular function: N-acetylmuramoyl-L-alanine amidase activity; zinc ion binding. The transcript has 3 exons. Gene Ontology annotation, biological process: peptidoglycan catabolic process. Lineage: Eukaryota; Metazoa; Arthropoda; Insecta; Hymenoptera; Pteromalidae. Bases 74 to 973 code for a protein of 299 amino acids.